AGGCUCUUUCUUACCCAUAAUGCUUUGUGGGGACGUUGACAAGUGGAUCCAAGAUGGCGUAGAAAGUAAUGACAGGAAUUGGAUGAAGUAUUUGAUCACUAAUGAACUACAGUGCUGGUGAGAUGUGUAAGAAAUUAUAAAGAGCUCUGAUGGGCUAUUUGGGUGAUACGCAGUGCAGUGAACUGCAGGGUAGCUGUCUGUGGAGAGAGAGGAUUGCUGGGUCAUAUAGAUUUUUGUCCCUGAGUCAUGGAAGACAGAAGAGCUGAGAAGUCAUGUGAACAAGCGUGUGAAUCACUCAAGAGGCAGGACUAUGAAAUGGCCCUCAAGCACUGCACAGAGGCCCUCCUUUCUCUUGGCCAGUAUUCCAUGGCCGACUUCACAGGACCAUGUCCGCUGGAGAUAGAAAGCAUUAAAAUCGAGAGUCUUCUUUAUAGAAUUGCCUCAUUUUUGCAACUGAAAAACUAUGGGCAAGCUGAUGAAGACUGUAGGCAUGUGCUGGGAGAAGGCCUGGCCAAGGGAGACGGUGCCUUUCGGGCAGUGCUUUGCUGCAUGCAACUGAAAGGAAAGCUCCAACCUGUGUCCAGCAUUCUUGCCAAGUCACUGACAGGAGAGUCCCUGAAUGGGAUGGUAACAAAAGAUUUGACAAGACUGAAAACACUUCUCAUAGAAACAGAGACAGCAACUAGUAACGUCCUCUCUGGGUAUCAUGUGGAAGACUUCGAGGAGGGAUCUUGUAAUGGUUGGCAUUUCCGCCCACCACCUAGGGGAAUUACAAGCAGCGAGGAAUAUACUUUGUGUAAAAGAUUUUUAGAGCAAGGAAUCUGUAGGUAUGGUGCCCAGUGUACUUCAGCACAUUCCCAGGAAGAACUAGCAGAAUGGCAGAAAAGAUAUGCUUCACGGUUGAUAAAAUUGAAACAGCAAAAUGAGAAUAAACAGCUCUCAGGCAGUUACAUGGAAACCUUGAUAGAAAAGUGGAUGAAUUCAUUAUCUCCUGAGAAAGUGCUUAGUGAAUGUAUAGAAGGAGUAAAAGUAGAGCAUAAUCCAGAUCUGUCCGUUACUGUCAACACCAAAAAGUCUCACCAGACAUGGACCUUUGCUCUCACUUGUAAGCCUGCAAGAAUGCUGUAUCGUGUAGCAUUGCUUUAUGAUGCUCAUCGUCCUCAUUUUAGUAUCAUUGCAAUAUCUGCCGGAGAUAGUACUACCCAGGUAUCACAAGAAGUCCCAGAAAACUGUCAAGAAUGGAUAGGAGGAAAGAUGGCCCAAAAUGGAUUAGAUCAUUACGUGUAUAAAGUCGGGAUAGCAUUUAACACAGAAAUAUUUGGAACUUUUCGCCAAACCAUAGUUUUCGACUUUGGAUUGGAACCAGUACUCAUGCAAAGAGUAAUGAUUGAUGCAGCUUCUACAGAAGAUCUUGAAUACCUGAUGCAUGCAAAACAGCAGCUAGUAACCACAGCUAAGCGUUGGGAUUCUUCUUCUAAGACUAUUAUAGAUUUUGAACCUAAUGAAACUACUGAUUUGGAGAAGAGCCUUCUUAUCAGAUACCAAAUUCCUCUCUCUGCUGACCAGCUAUUUACCCAGUCUGUUUUAGACAAAUCAUUGACCAAGAGCAACUAUCAGUCACGGUUGCAUGACCUUCUUUAUAUUGAGGAGAUAGCCCAGUAUAAAGAAGUGAGCAAGUUCAACCUUAAAGUGCAAUUGCAGAUUCUAGCAAGCUUCAUGCUCACUGGAGUUUCUGGAGGUGCAAAGUAUGCUCAGAAUGGACAACUUUUUGGUCGUUUUAAACUUACUAAAACACUUUCUGAAGAUACUUUGGCUGGACGGCUGGUGAUGACCAAAGUCAAUGCUGUUUAUUUAUUGCCAGUCCCUAAAGAGAAGCUAGUGCAGACCCAGGGAGCCAAAGAGAAGGUUUAUGAAGCUACUAUUGAAGAAAAGACAAAAGAAUAUAUAUUUUUAAGGAUAUCCAGGGAAUGUUGUGAAGAACUUAAUCUUCGGCCUGAUUAUGAUACACAGGUUGAACUUCAGUUUCAAUUAAAUCGAUUACCCCUCUGUGAAAUGCAUUAUGCGCUAGACAGGAUCAAGGAUAAUGGGGUUUUAUUUCCAGACAUCACUAUGACUCCAACCAUACCUUGGAGUCCCAACAGACAGUGGGAUGAACAGUUGGAUCCUCGGCUAAAUGCAAAACAGAAAGAGGCUGUUCUGGCCAUCACAACUCCGCUUUCCAUACAGCUGCCUCCUGUUCUCAUCAUUGGACCCUAUGGGACUGGAAAAACAUUCACUUUAGCUCAGGCCGUCAAGCACAUACUCCAGCAGCAGGAGACGAGCAGGAUUCUCAUUUGCACCCAUUCUAAUAGUGCUGCUGAUCUCUACAUAAAGGAUUAUUUACAUCCAUAUGUAGAAGCAGGCAAUCCCCAGGCAAGACCUCUCAGGGUAUAUUUCAGAAAUCGCUGGGUAAAGACUGUCCACCCAGUCGUGCAUCAGUACUGUCUGAUCUCAAGCGCACAUUCCACCUUUCAGAUGCCACAGAAAGAAGAUAUUCUUAAGCACCGAGUGGUUGUUGUUACAUUGAAUACUUCCCAGUACCUCUGUCAGUUGGACCUGGAACCUGGGUUUUUUACGCACAUUCUAUUAGAUGAAGCUGCUCAGGCCAUGGAGUGCGAAACCAUUAUGCCUCUAGCAUUAGCAACGAAAAAUACUCGGAUUGUUUUGGCUGGUGACCACAUGCAGCUCAGUCCUUUUGUUUACAGCGAGUUUGCCAGGGAGAGAAACCUUCACAUUUCAUUACUUGAUCGACUCUAUGAGCAUUACCCUGCUGAGUUUCCAUGUAGGAUCCUCCUCUGUGAGAACUACCGCUCCCAUGAAGCUAUCAUCAAUUACACCUCUGAGCUCUUCUAUGAGGGCAAACUCAUGGCCAGUGGAAAGCAACCAGCACACAAGGAUUUCUAUCCACUAACUUUUUUUACAGCACGAGGGGAAGAUGUGCAAGAAAAAAAUAGCACAGCUUUUUAUAAUAAUGCAGAGGUAUUUGAGGUGGUGGAACGUGUGGAAGAGUUGAGAAGGAAGUGGCCAGUGGCGUGGGGGAAGCUGGACGAUGGCAGUAUCGGUGUGGUGACUCCAUAUGCUGAUCAAGUGUUUAGGAUACGCGCUGAACUUCGAAAAAAGAGAUUAUCUGAUGUUAAUGUAGAAAGGGUGCUAAAUGUUCAAGGAAAGCAAUUCAGAGUUUUGUUUCUUAGCACAGUACGUACAAGGCAUACUUGUAAACAUAAACAGACACCAAUUAAAAAGAAAGAGCAACUGCUGGAAGAUUCCACAGAGGAUUUAGAUUAUGGUUUUUUAUCUAACUACAAGCUUCUCAAUACUGCCAUUACAAGAGCACAAUCCUUGGUUGCUGUGGUGGGUGAUCCCAUUGCUCUGUGCUCUAUUGGAAGAUGCAGGAAAUUUUGGGAGCGGUUUAUUGCCUUGUGUCAUGAAAAUAAUAGCCUACAUGGGAUCACUUUUGAGCAGAUCAAAGCUCAGCUCGAGGCUUUAGAACUAAAGAAGACAUAUGUGUUGAAUCCACUGGCACCUGAAUUUAUCCCCCGGGCUCUGAGAGUGCAGCAUUCAGGGAAUACCAGCAAACUGCAGCAGUCCCCUCCCAAGGGGAAAAGUCUCCAUCAUACCCAGAAUGAUCAUUUCCAGAAUGAUGGAUUAGUUCAGCCCAAUCCUUCUGUACUUAUUGGCAAUCCUAUUAGAGCAUAUACUCCUCCGCCUCCUCUUGGACCUCACCCAAAUUUGGGAAAAUCUCCAAGCCCCGUUCAAAGAAUAGAUCCUCACACUGGGACAAGUAUUCUUUAUGUACCUGCUGUCUAUGGAGGGAAUGUAGUUAUGUCGGUGCCUUUACCUGUACCAUGGACAGGAUACCAGGGUAGGUUUGCAGUUGAUCCUCGAAUAAUCACACAUCAGGCAGCGAUGGCCUACAAUAUGAACCUCCUGCAGACCCAUGGACGGGGGUCUCCUAUACCUUAUGGCCUUGGGCAUCACCCACCUGUCAGCAUAGGGCAGCAACAAAACCAGCAUCAGGAGAAGGAUCAACAUGAACAAAGAAAUGGUAAAAGUGAUGCAAGUAACCCUGGACCUGAAAUUAAUAAGAUUCGGACACCAGAGAAAAAGCCUAUAGAAUCAAAACAGAUUGAUUUGGAAUCAAAUCCACAGAACAGAAGUCCUGAAUCACGCCCUGGUGUUGUUUAUCCUAAUACCAAAUUUCAUCGCAAAGAUAAUCUCAAUCCAAGACACAUAAAUCUUCCUCUUCCUGCUCCCCAUGCACAGUAUGCAAUCCCCAGUCGUCAUUUUCACCCCCUCCCCCAGUUACCCAGACCACCAUUUCCAAUUCCACAGCAGCAUGCCUUGUUAAAUCAGCAGCAGAAUAAUUUACCUGAACAACCAAAUCAAAUGCCACCUCAACCAAAUCAGGUAGUCCAGCAGCAGAAUCAGUUGAGUCAGCUGACUCAGCAGCCGCCUCCUCAACUUUCUCCUGCCUAUCAGGCGGGUCCCAACGGCGCUUUUUUUAAUAAUGCAGUUUCUCAUCGGCCACAGUCUCCUCCUGCAGAGGCUGUGCUUCCCGAGCAGCCCCCUCCCAUGCUGCAAGAAGGCCACAGUCCCCUGCGAGCCAUUGCACAGCCCGGCCCCGUUCUUCCGUCACACCUGAGUAACUUCACUGAUGAGAACCCCCCAGGAUUGCCCAUAGGGGAGACAUUAGAUCGUAUGCAUGGGAGCGUCGCUCUGGAGACGCUGAGGCAGCAGCAGGUGCGGCUACAGCAGUGGAGUGAGCACCACGCCUAUCUCAGUCAGGGCAGUAUUCCGUACCCGCACCAUCAUCACCCCCACCCUCACCUCCAACACCUUCCUCAGCCGCCCCUCGGGUUACAUCAGCCACCCCUGAGGGCAGACUGGAAGCUUCCCAACAGCGCUGAAGAGGAAGCAGAAGCAGCAGACUCAAGGCUUCAAGACUUAAUCAGAGAGCUGUCUAAUCGUGAUCAAAGUGAAACACGGGAGCUUGCCGAAAUGCCACCACCUCAAUCAAGACUCUUGCAAUACAGACAAAUUCAGACUAGGAGCCCACCAGCAGUCCCCUCCCCCCCGUCCAGUGCUGACCACGGUAGCCACUUUCCUAACUUUAACGACAGCAGCAGAGACGUUGAAGUAGCCAGCAACCCAGCAUAUCCGCAGCGCCUACCGCCCCAGAUAUUCAACUCGCCUUUCUCGUUGCCAUCCGAACACCUUGCCCCUCCUCCCUUGAAAUACCUGGCACCUGAUGGAGCAUGGACUUUUGCUAACUUGCAGCAGAAUCACCUGAUGGGGCCGGGUUUUCCCUAUGGCCUACCUCCGUUGCCGCACAGGCCACCGCAGAACCCUUUUGUACAAAUCCAGAAUCAUCCACAUGCUAUUGGUCAAGAGCCAUUUCACCCAUUGUCAUCUCGAACAGUGUCUUCUUCUUCGCUCCCUAGCUUAGAAGAGUAUGAACCCAGAGGACCUGGUCGGCCCUUGUACCAAAGAAGAAUCUCAUCUAGCUCAGUCCAGCCUUGUUCUGAAGAAGUAAGCACUCCUCAAGAUAGUCUUACUCAGUGUAAAGAGCUUCAGGACCACAAUAACCAAUCUUCUUUCAACUUUUCAUCCCCGGAGUCCUGGGUAAACACCACCUCAUCUACCCCCUAUCAGAACAUUCCGUGCAAUGGAUCCAGCAGGACAACUCAGCCCAGAGAGAUGAUAGCUCCAACGAAGACCUGCAAAACCCCUGAGGAUCAGUUGAAGUCAGAAAACCUCGAGGUGUCCAGUUCCUUCAACUAUAAUGUGCUGCAGCAUCUUGGCCAAUUCCCCCCCCUCAUGCCCAACAAGCAGAUCUCGGAGUCGGCCAGCAGCAGUAGCCAGCAAAGCUCCGGGGCCAGCAAGCCCGCCAUGUCCUAUGCCAGCGCGCUGCGGGCCCCGCCCAAGCCCAGGCCCCCGCCGGAGCAGGCCAAGAAGAGUAGCGACCCUCUGUCUCUGUUCCAGGAACUCAGCCUGGGGAGCUCGUCGGGCAGCAAUGGCUUUUACUCCUAUUUUAAAUAAUCACUUUUUUUUCCUCAAGGGAGAAUGUUUUAAUUUCUGUUUGUAUCCAUAGAAUUAAGAUAGUUGGACUUCAUCUAUAGAUGCACAGUUCCCUUUGUUUUAAUAUUAAAUCUGUUCUCACUUAAUUGCUUUGCUGCUAGACUUGCAACUAAUUUUUUAAAAGUAUAUUCCAUUAUUUUGCAUUUUUGAUGUGUCGGAAUUUUGACAGCUUUUAUGUAGAAUAAAAAAUAUUUUUAAAUUUGUGUAUUGUUACAUAUGUUUGCAUCAAGCUAGCAGCUAAGAGGUUAAUUGUGCAACUAUAAAAAAAAAAAAGAAAAAAAGUUUGUCUAAAAUGUAUUUAAAAAGAAAAAAAUUGUAAGUAGCAUUUACAUUUAUCCAAUAAUAUUACCAUAUGCUGGGUUUCUGUACCAGAAAUGGCCAGUUGAUGUACAAAUGUAUGUUAUUUUUGCUUAAAUUCAUUUAAAAUUUUUUAAAAUAAAGGGGCAGCAUCUUCUAAAUACUUUUAAGUUUUAUCAGCUUUUUUUUUGUGACAGGAUGCUGCAUUCUAAAACUUUUCUAGUUUUAGACUGACGUGCUGUCCUCAUCUCCAACCACCGCAGGGGAGAGUUGAAGGCAUUCUUCGCAGGUGUUUUGUAUGCCUCUGUUCUUUGGUAAAGUGGAAAAACAUUGGCAUACUUAGUUAUUUUUUUGGACAAGCUGAACUUCAAGCUUGUUUUUAAUGUUAAUUUGAUAGUGUGUUUUUUUUUUAAACAAAUCAUGAAGCUGAAAAAUUUUUAGGAUCGUUGGUGCUUAGUAGACUUGAUAACUAUUUUAAAAAUGCGUGAAUUUAGUAAAAUCCUUUUUUCCCUCACUAUGCAUGUGUAAAUGUUUGUAAUCUGGCUCCCUCCCCACCUACCGGUAUAAGGAAUUGUGCCGCUUUAAGAUUUUUUUUCCCCUCCAGUAAAAGUUUUGGUACCUUAUUUGAUGUUUACAUUAAAACGUGACAUUAUACAUGGCAAUUCAAAUAUUUUGCUAACUUUUGUUUGAGGAACAUCAUUAAAGAAGAACUAUAAUGUUUGUGAAAGAUGUAUCAAAGUCCAUCAAAAUCCGGGGCAAAAGCUACCCUUGUUUUUUCUGUUUUUUUUUUUUUUUUUUUUUUCUUUCAGUUCCUCUAAUAUAACCCCACUGAACUUGUACACAAAUAUAAAUUUAAAUAACUAUCUUAAAUAUUCUAUGAUCUAAAAGUUGUUUUGAAUGAGCUUUGGUAAAAUCCAAAGGAAAAUGUU
Molecule: messenger RNA, 7343 nt
Organism: Talpa occidentalis (Iberian mole)
Lineage: Eukaryota; Metazoa; Chordata; Mammalia; Eulipotyphla; Talpidae
Gene: HELZ
Product: helicase with zinc finger
Exons: 34
Coding region: 247-6078 (1943 amino acids)
Biological process (GO): regulatory ncRNA-mediated post-transcriptional gene silencing
Cellular component (GO): cytosol; P granule
Molecular function (GO): metal ion binding; helicase activity; ATP binding
Source: RefSeq, a predicted model, not a curated record